AUGGUAGAAUUGAUUGCAUCAACCACAUCAUUGUCUCGAGUACCAACUGAACGCAUGAGCCGUUUUACAGCUCAUACCGAAUCCUUGACAACAUCCCUUCAAGCUCUUUGUCAAGCUCUUCAAUUGAGCGAAAAAACGGCUCUUUUAGCACCACCAUUUGAACUUUUGGCAAUCAACAUUCAAAACGUAUGUGAAUUAGUUUGUGGUGGCAGCUACGACUCACUACUUGAUGUGCACGAAGGUGUUCUGGCUUUACAGACCGAGACGUAUGCCAGUUGUGUCAAGAUCCUCAAGGUUGGAUCGGCAGAAUAUGGCAUGGAGAGCAUGAACCCACUCCAUGACACUGAUAGUGCCAUGUUGACUCAACAUGGCUUCAAAAGCAACAGAAUACUCAAGCGAUCGACUGGUCUGUUUAAUGCACCCAACCCGCUCUUGGUCUCCACUUUCAACAGUCAAAGCAUUGCUAGUGGCAAUACGGCAGGUGGCAAAGACACGAACGAGCACCCGCUCAUCUCAAACACCACACCAACCAGUGCAACUAGCAGCUCUAGCAACGAUAGUGCUAUUAUUGGCCUCAAAAUAUCGCACGAGUAUCACAAUGGAAAGCCUACUACACUCGAAGAAUGGAGGCAUUUUCAUGAGUGUCUUGCUAGGAACACCGAUAGUCCCACUAGCUUGGAUAAUGCACAGAUUCAACACACUGUCAACCAUGGUCCGAGCAAUCCGACAUUAUCCAAAGAAACACUAUCCAGCUCGACUCCUGCACCUACCAUCACUCUCCCAGCUUACAUUGCCGAUUGUUCUCCAGACACGCACAAUGACCACCCAUCCGCGACUGUUUCCACCAGUACAUUAAACCACCCAAUACGUUUGCAUCCUAUUGCUAUAAAGGCUCCUACAAACGCAAGUGCUUCAGCCAUACUUUCGCCAUUCGCAGAUGCAUCAAGUGAAAUAUCUGGUUCAUGCGGUUAUACAAGUACCCCAGACCAGUACUAUUCACUCCCACGUCUACCCUCAACGCAGCCCAACACAGCUCUUGAAUCUCCAUCUCUUCAUAUGCCUUCGCAAACACUCUCACCCAUAUCUCCUAAAUCAUCUAUUCAAAAACUCAUCCGGACCUCAUCACUCAAGAAACCAAAAACCAAGUCGAACGAAAAGGAGAAACGACAUGUGCGGUUUGUACAACCCAAUAAGAGUUCAGAUGUGGUCACUGAUUCGAAUGGAAUUUCCAAGUCGGACAAAAAAGCAGAGUCUAUUUGGCCAACAGUCACGUCUAGCUCAAAGCCAGAUCUGCACACUCUCUAUGAUAAAGUCAUAACACAAGUAAAACAUCCAUUAGACUUGUCAACAGACUCAUCAGCAGACCCGUCAACAGACUCACUAGCUCAACUCAAUACACCCAUUACUGCUACAUCUUCGCAUACUCGAAUCAUUGCUCAACAUAUUCUAAGCAACGUUCCUGUCAAUCAAGUUACGCCUGUGGAUCAUUUAUCUUCUCAGCGAUCGCUUAAUGUGGUUGUACAUCAACCAACUGAAAUCCAUUCUUUUGUUGCGUCAGUGGUGGAUGCCAACAGUGUGUCCAAAUCCGUUUUGUCUUCAGUAGUACCUGUCAAACCUGUACAGACUGUUGAAACUCCUAACCCUGACAAACCCACUGUAAAGUGUGUCAUGGCCAAGUAUGAUUACAAGGCCAGAACUGCAAAGGAAAUGUCAUUUCAAAAAGGCGAUGUGAUGGUGAUUAGGAAACGACAAGAGACGUGGCUGUAUGGAACAUUAGUGGAUAAACACACACUAAAACCAACUGUGAUUGCAAACCAUCAAGAUACAGGUACAAUCUCUUCAAGAGGAUGGAUUCCUGUUGCAUUUGUAGUAGCAUACACUCCAAACUCAAAUGCAUGA
Batrachochytrium dendrobatidis JAM81 is the source of this 1899-nucleotide messenger RNA. RefSeq lists its product as uncharacterized. The transcript has a single exon. Lineage: Eukaryota; Fungi; Chytridiomycota; Chytridiomycetes; Rhizophydiales. The record is from RefSeq and is a predicted model, not a curated record. Gene Ontology annotation, molecular function: protein binding. The coding region runs from base 1 to 1899 and encodes 632 amino acids.